AUGGACUGCCCCACAUCGGGUGGGCACCAUCAGGCAGGUGAGGAGAGGAGAAAAGCCUGCUUGGGUGACCUGGGGCCAGUCCAGGAGGACGACUGUUCUAUCUUCUGCCAGCACCAUGGGCUGGCUCCAUGGGACACACAGCAGCCGCUGAGUCCACAGAGUGGGGAACCUGGUAUGUCUAGAGGUCAGUUUGGACAGGGGCAGGAACCUCUAGACAUGUUUUUCUGGGUGAACGAGAUAAGCGGAGAAAUCACCUACCCCCCGCAGAAGGCAGAUGCACCUGCUGUUUCUCCUGAGAGCCCACAACAGAAGCCCCCAUCUCAGCCCAGGAGUAUGCAGGGGGCUCCUUGCAGUCCCCAGGGCCCGCCUGCACAGAGGCCUGCCCCUGCACCUCCAUCUAAGGCUUCUCUGAAAGACUCAGGCCCAAGAAAACCCUGCCCAUCUGCACCAACCUGGGGCCAGGCCAAAGCCGGAGGAGCGAGGAGCCCCCCACCAUUCUCAGCAACCCCUGUCAUCAUCUCAUCACCAGGAGUGACUCCGCCCGUACUCGGGCCCCUGGGACCAGCCCCUCAGCCACUGGUCUCGACCUCUCCUCUCAGCCCUUCUGCACUCUGGGCCUUCACCUGCAAGCUGAAAAAUGUCCUUACUGGGAAUAACUGGUUUUCUUUUUGAAUCUUAAGGAAAUUUGUCUGGCUACACUCUUUAAGCACCUUCCUGAGCCACCCGUGGCCAGGCUCUGCAGGCUGCAUCUGCCUGGCCCCAUCUGCCUUCCCCAGAAGCACAGGACUCACCCCACAGGUCUCACAGGAACAUGUCCAGUGCUUUCAAACCCAGUAAAAUUUUACUUAGAUUUUGA
Symphalangus syndactylus (siamang) is the source of this 856-nucleotide messenger RNA. RefSeq names its product chromosome 1 C3orf86 homolog (gene C1H3orf86). NCBI's taxonomy places the organism in Eukaryota, Metazoa, Chordata, Mammalia, Primates, Hylobatidae. The record is from RefSeq and is a predicted model, not a curated record.